AUGAUGGACAUGACAUAUGAUGACCAGAACAAUGAUGGACAUGACAUGACAUAUGAUGACCAGAACAAUGAUGGACAUGACAUGGCAUAUGAUGACCAGAACAUUGAUGGACAUGACAUGAAAUAUGAUGACCAGAACAAUGAUGGACAUGGCAUGACAUAUGAUGAACAGAACAAUAAUGGACAUGACAUGACAUAUGAUGACCAGAACAAUGAUGGACAUGACAUGACAUAUGAUGACCAGAACAUUGAUGGGCAUGACAUGACAUAUGAUGACCAGAACAUUGCUGGACAUGACAUGACAUAUGAUGACCAGAACAAUGAUGGACAUGACAUGACAUAUGGUGACUUGAACAUUGCUGGACAUGUCAUGACAUAUGAUGACCAGAACAAUGAUGGACAUGACAUAUGA
Messenger RNA from Mya arenaria, 411 nucleotides. RefSeq names its product AP2/ERF domain-containing protein PFD0985w-like. NCBI's taxonomy places the organism in Eukaryota, Metazoa, Mollusca, Bivalvia, Myida, Myidae. The record is from RefSeq and is a predicted model, not a curated record. Bases 1 to 411 code for a protein of 136 amino acids. The transcript has a single exon.